UCUAAGGAAGGUUCCAACCCCCAUGAAAUUAUAAUUUUGGAAAAAUACGAAGGAAUUUAAAAUAAAAAUAAGUAUGCCUAGAGAGCGACUUCCAACAAUUUUUGAAAAAAAAAAAAAUGAAAUUUCAUGGGGGUCAGGACCUUUCUGGUAGCCUCCAUAUUGACGUUGUAAAAUUUUUAACGAUUCGGAAAAAAGUUUCACGAUUACCCUCGGAGUCCACUUUCGUAUCGCCUUAAUAUCCGAAGACCGCCGUGGACUCUGAAGAGCGACUCGCGUUUCCUCUCUGUAGAAAUCGGGAAAUCCACUAUAAAUUCCACCGACGAGAAAUGCUCUUCAUCGUCGGAAGCGAGAUCGAUUCCUUUUCACAGUUUUCACCGGAAUAUAGGAAACAAUGGCGAGGGUCAUUGUCGAGGAGGUCGCAAGCCCACCUGGGGGGAUUUAGAAAAGAAAAGCGUCCUUGUUUCCCUUUAGCCAGAGAAUGUCCAACCUUGAAGAAAGCUUUUAUUCGGGGACAGAGAGGAGACGAAGAGUUGGAUAAGUCGAGGGUCGUAACGCGACCCUGUGCACUUUUUAUCGGGAGAAACGUACCCGACUUUCGUACGAGAUCUUACAUAAGUAUAAAUAUAAAUAUAUAAAUAAAUAUAUAUAUAUACAUAUACAUAUUGAGGUGUAGCUAAAUGGUUAAGGCGGAGAGAAAGAGUCAUAAUUUUUUGAAGCAGCCUGUACAUUUUACCGCAUUAUUGAAGGGACGGUGUGCGUCAAGAUAUAUUCCAGGAUUUCUAGGAAGGAUCCGCAGGAUCUAAAGGACGUGGCGACGGUGAAAUAUUAACGUUUUAUCGAUUACAUGCGCCGCCACGACUAGAGGACAUUAACUGACGGAUAUGAGUAAUUGUAAUGUAACGUUGAACUUUUGAUUUUCCACGACGAUAGUUAUGUGAAUAUAUUGCUACAGUCCGAUCCAAAUAAUCAAGCUUUUGUAACGUUAAUUAUAAUAAAGUAAUAAUAUCGCUAAUAAUAUGGUAAUGUAUGUACGCGUGGCAAACGACGGCGGGAAAGUGCCGUUUAAUAUAUAUAUAUAUACAAGUAAGCGAGGGCUCUCCAAAAAUCUUUAUAAAAUUCAGCCGAAGAUAAUUCUCCCCUGAAGAUUUGUUUUUUUUCCCCGAAAUUUCAUGGCGACCCUCUCGAGCCUUAAUCUUGUCCGACUUUGCACAGGAUAAUUUUUCGAAGGGAUUAAUCCGCUGAUUAAUGAAUUAGUUAAUUUAUUAACGAAUUAAUUUUCCCUGACUUGCAAGCACCACCGCUAGGUUUUUAAUUUAUCGCCGCGAUCGCCUUUCUCGCGCCACCCAAUGUCAAUUAUCGAGGAUUAGGGGGAGGAAUUCGGAAAUUAUUCAUAGAAAUGGGAGGAAGAAAUGGAAAAGUCGAAUCUUCCGCAUUCACGCUAAGUGCCCGCGGUCUUGAGAGCCGCAGAUAAUUGAAGAGAAGAACUGGAAAAUGGGAGGAAAUGGAAAUUCCUGGGCUUGAAAGGGAGAAGUGCGGAAACAAAAUGGCCGACGGUUGCAGUCGAGGUCUUAACCGAUGUUUGAAAGAAAAAAAAGAAGAAAUGGAAAUUCCUGGGCUCGAAAAGGAGAAGUGCGGAAACAAAAUGGCCGACGGUGCAGUCGAGGUCUUAACCGAUGUUUGAAAGAAAAAAAAGAAGAGAUGGAAAAUCCUGGGCUCGAAAAGGAGAAGUGCGGAAACAAAAUGGCCGACGGUGCAGUCAAGGUCUUAACCGAUGUUUGAAAGAAAAAAAAGAAGAGAUGGAAAAUCCUGGGCUCGAAAGGGAGAAGUGCGGAAACAAAAUGGCCGACGGUGCAGUCGAGGUCUUAACCGAUGUUUGAAAGAAAAAAAAGGAGAAAUGGAAAUUCCUGGGCUCGAAAGGGAGAAGUGCGGAAACAAAAUGGCCGACGGUGCAGUCCAGUUCUUAACCGUUGUUUGAAAGAAAAAAAAAAAAUGAAAAAUUAAGAGUAAGGACAAUCGCGAGCCGAAAUUUCUAAAGAUUUUUGGUGUCACGCUCGAAUUUAGGACGAGAGCGAAAAAUGAACGCGAAGAUCGGGGGCUAAAGAGGGGUAAUAAUUAUGCUAACGAGUAAUGUUAACGACUAAUAACUAUUGAUAACUCUAUUCGGUUACUUGAUUAGCGGUAAUCCACCUCUUAGGGCGGUUUAGGGCAAAGGCAGAAAUAUUUUGACCGGGGAGGCGAGGCAAACAAUAAAAUGUCCAUGUUGCUAAUCUAGCGGAGAGGUAGAAGCGGCGUUUAGGAAACAAGUAGUCCAGUUUAGUCCUUAGAAAAGAGAGAAAUCGCGGAAAAACGCGUGCGAGAGGAAACACGUGUAGUUUUUAGAGAUAGGUUAGGCUAGGUCGUAUAAGUAGUCACGGGACUCCAUAAAGGAGUCCUUCAAGAUGUCCUGGAAGCCAUUUGCAAUUUUCACUUACACUCUCCUCGGGUUCCCCCAAUUAUUAUUUCCACGAUUAUAGAUCUUGUCACUCGAUUUUCCACUUUCAUAAGGCGAGGCUUUCCGCGUCCCGCGAGUCCAGGAAAAUGAAGAACGGAAAAGACAGUUUAUUAAUACAUAAAUUUAUGAAUUUUAUUUCGAUACCUUUCGAUCGUCCCGCGUUUCGUGAGAACAAGAUUUUCAACAUGUAAUAUCCUGGAAUUAAUUAAUCCAGAAAUCGUUCGUUUUACUUUAGCCGGAAUUAUUACUGCGGAGGAAGCGGAAGAAAAUACAGAAUCGUUGAUAAAAAAAAAAAAGAAGAAAUGAGAGAUGCGAAAUCAAGACGAGAUUGCACGUAUAGGAUGUAAGGGACGGUCAGCCGGCGUAACCUAAAUUAUUAUAAACAUUACCACCCUAUGAGUAACGAGUAUACAUAUACAUACCUCCUCUGUACAUACAUUAACAAUAAUAAUUAAUAUUACGGUAAAGGCUAACAGUAAUGGCGCAUAUUGUUUCACGAUGAUGAGCGAUUGAUCUGUGAAUAUGACGUACGAUAUUACGUGUAAUUUAAUUAUGUCCAAAGCGACGGUGCCAUGACAUAAUUAUAUUACUCCCGCGUGGUAUAAAUAUUCUAUAGAUAUAUUAAGGUGGAGAUGACAGUGCAGACGACCUCGACGAUUACUAUUAAUUACCAUUAUUACGAUUACCGUCAACACUAGGAACUCUGAUUAUCAUUAAACCGGUUACAAUUAACAUUAUCAUUGCGAAUGAAACCUUGAAAUCGUCGAUAUGACUUAGAGAUGGGAAUUUGACAGUUUCUUCGACGGCUUCCCCGGAAUCGUCCGCCAUCUUAGAUAAACGGAGGUUCAACAAAAUUCUGGAGAAAUAAUUUUUUUUAGCAUUUAAUCGUAACACUUCGCCCAUCCACGAGUGACAUAAAUGACGUGCAAAGUACAAGGAAUUCUUUUCUUGAUUUUCUAUUAAACAAGCGUCAUUUUUUAGUAGCCAUUACCCUUGAGAAUAAUCCAUGGGUUAAAUUAAUCCCGGUUUAUCCUAAAUUCCUUUGUCACUUGUGACGGAGGAACCUUUGAAAAAUGAAACGCAAUCAGCUGUCAAAGUUGUCUGGUCUCGUCGUGUCUAGCAUAAAUGACAAUGACAUGUCGGCAUCUGAACCAAUGCUCAAAGGGCGCUGUUGGUUUAAAUUAAUAAAGAAACGCUAACGAACCAUCAUUCUUACUUUACCCGUCUGUACCUAUAGGGCCUGUAAUGUAUAUGCAGUGGUGUGAGGGAAGAAUAAACAGUCAACUUGAAACACACUUUUUACAUGCAUGAUUUAUAAGCUUUAAUUUUAAUAUCAAAGGAAAUAUACCAUGUUACAUGUAAACGGGUUGCUGAUUAUUUAAAACAAUGGUUUUCAAGUACCGCCGCGAACUCGUCACUUUUCCCUAAUUUUUGUAUAAAUUUAAACAAUCACCAUAUUUCGAUCAAGAAAUCCAGACAACAUAUAAUACAUUUAAAAAAAAAAAAAAGGGAAAAUCAUCCCUGGAAUUAUUUUACAAACAAAUUCCGGCCUCGAGUCGUUUUUUUCUUCAUAGGAUGAAAUCCAGAUUUUGACACGUGUCAUAAGGUUAGUUAAAGGAUGUUGAAUGUUGAGGAGAUUUUUUUUUUAAGUCUUCGUCACCCAGGGCGUCAUUGAUAGGACCAUCGAGGAUGACCCUGAGGAAUGGGGGAGAUCCUGAAGACGUGGCUGAGGACGCGUCUAGGGGUGAUAAUAGAUCUGAACCCAGAGACAUUUGGCCAUUACACGAAAGAUGGUACCCUUUUGGCGAAGCUUCUCCACAGCUACGACAUCAUCAACGACAGUCAGUUGAAGACGAUAAUCCGGACCCAGGACCCUGCACUCUGCAGGGUGAACCUGAAGCACCUAAGGUUAUGGCUGAAGUUCAUCGGGGUGGACUGCAAGGACGACUGCAUCGAGGAGAUCUCCACCGAGAAGGGGACCACGUCUGCUCGCCUCUUCUUCAAGGUCUUCCUCUGCCUGGAGAACAAGGACCGCCUGCACUUCAUCACCCUGCAGAAGGAGCGAGAGAAGUACAUCCCCACCUCGACGAAGUUCGACGUGAGCACGGUCCAGGAAGAGGCAGAGACCGGGAGAGAAGUCCUGGAGGAUCACCCGUUCUCCAAGCCCCUCCUAGAAGGCGCCGAAACGAUCAGCUGGUACCAAUCGAAGUUACUAAAUCCUAAAAAGAAGGAGCCGAGGGUUAAGGAACCUUCUUCGAGAUGUAAAGAGGACUCCAUGAGAGGGGAAUCUAGGACUAGACCCGGGGAACGUGGACGUGGAGAUGCCGAAGAUGUGCGUGGAACUACCAGAGAGGAGAUCAGGGAGGAUGUUCCUUACGAAACGAUGUUCCCGAAAGGGUUGAAGGCUCGAUCUCGAAGAGAGGCCACGUCGAGGGAGUUGAAGACCAGGAUGCAGAAGGUCCUUCUGUCGGACUUGUGGGAGAGGCUGUUGAAGCAACAGGAGAGACACCUGGACCUUGCAGUUGCCGAAAAGGUGCUGACCCAGUCCAGGUACGAGAAGCAGCUCAUCGAGAAGCUCUGCAGGGUGCGGGAGCAAAAAGUGCGAAUUUCGCGCAAUCGGCUGAUAGUAGAAGAGCUGAUAACGAGGACGAAAGAGGGCGAAGCGGUGAUCGAGCAGGAUCGAUCGAGGGAGACCUCACUUCGGGAUGCCGAAGACGUUGAUGCGGAGUGCCGGAGGUUGUGCGAGUUGCGGAAGAUGCUGAAGACGGAGAAGAUGCGCAAGGUGAGGGAGAGACACGAGGGACUUUGCGCAGAGGUUCUGAAGGACCUGGUGGACCUAUCGCUCGAGGUCUCGAGGUAUCGAUCCCAGAACGAGAACGAGAUCCCCGAGAGCCUGUGGCGGGAGUGGAGGUCCUUGUUCCUGAAGAGCCAGCCUAUGGUCCAGCACCUGGAGAACCUGGAAGACCUGGUGGAGCAGAGGGUAUCCAACAGCAGCCUCGAAGAGAUCCAACGGAUAGAACUGGGGAGACAAAACGUCCUCGACGAGGCAGACUUCGAGAACUACCACCGGAUAAAGCCCCCCUGGGAGGCGUUUUCACCUGGACCAGAAUCUGAAGAGCGGCAAACCCUUCUCCCAGGAGAGCAGGUCCUGGGAUACGUGGUGCACACGCUUCUUCGGGUCCUGUACCCUUACCCCAAGGACCCUGAGUCUCCACCUCUUCCUAGGUUCUCCACUUCGGCUGUAGUCCUUGGUCUCAGUCCAGAGCUUCGCUCCCCUCUUCAGGGUCUCCUGGAGAAGAGCGGGAUUCUCCUGGUGAGGCUGGAAGACGCCAUCAAUUUCUGCCUCAGCAGGUACAAGGAAGAGAUGAGGGACUCCAGGUUCAUCGACCUCGAAGAGGUCGCAGAGAUGAAUAAAGGACCUGGAAGAGUCUCCGAGGUUGUUGGCUCCAAGAGGAGCGGACUCGAGAGGGGGUCAAAGAGGCUCAAAGAGAGUGCCAGGUCCAGGAUGGUACUUCCUGAAGAGGGGGGACCGAGUAAGCAGACUCAGACUCCUAGGCAGAUCCCUUUUGAUGAUCUGGAUCCCACCCUGACGGAUGCUGCAUACAUGGGGAGAUGGGCUCAUGAAUUUCUGACCUUGGGUCAGCCAGUAUCCAGCGAAUUGGGCGCCAGGGUGCUGAUGGAGUACCUGAAGAGCCUGGAGGGGGUGGAGGGCUUCGCCCUCCUGGACUACCCCAUGACCUACGAGCAAAUGUCCUGCCUUGAAUUUAGUCUCUCCGGUCUUCGAGUUCCCCCUGAAGAGGACGUUCAUUCGAUGGACGAGAACAUCGAGGACUUCGAGCCACCUUCUUCAAGGAUCUCCUUCGAGGUGGAGGACCCGGACCGCUUUGAGAACCAAAGGCAGUCUCGACUCCUGCCAAACCCGGUGCCAAGACUCGCAGGACUCGCCCCGAAAUCUCUUGUAUCGUCCUUCGUCAGGGUGCUCCCGAAACCCGAAGACGUGAGCUUCGAUGAGAGGGACCUCUUCGAGGUCCUUCCCGAAGACGCCACCGCGAUGGACGCUUUUUACGCCGGCCAGGGCACGGCGUACGUGCUGUAUUACAGUGUCCUGGACCUGCCGACCCUGAAGAGGCUCGCCAGGAUGGUGCUAGGUGAUCCAGAGUUUCCGCCGAAGCCUUCGGAGGAGAUCUUCAGAGUCCCUGAGUAUCCUUUGGGUGGAGAGACGGAGGUCCUGCGGAGCAAAAGGCCCAUCUCGAAAAGAGUCCUCCCCAGACCCGAGAGCAAGGAGUCCUUAGACGAGGUACCUGGGGAGAUGAGCCCCGAAGAGUCGCAGCGAACCCUCUCUCGAGAGGUCGAACCCGAAAGGAUCGAUCCUGGAGAUCCUGGCUGGAAGUGGGCGGCUCCUCCUUCGUCUCCCAGGUUAUUGGAGUCCUUGGCAAAAAUCUGGGAAGCCGCCGAAGAGGUCUACGUCGAGGACCUGAAGAGCAUCUUCUUCGUCAAGAGGAUCAACCACUCCACCGUGGUGCCGUACAAGGACUUCGUGAAGAAGCACAUGAAGGAGUUCGUCGAGCGCCCCGACAACAAACAGGACCUUUUGCACGAGUUCCAUGUACGGUUCAACGCCUUCCAGGAGGACGUUCGCCAGGACGAAGAGGUCAAAUGCGAGCUGCACUGCAGGGUGGGAGAGUUCCAGGACAUCCUGUGGGAGGUGUGCGACCGACGCAGAAAGGAAGCCGAAGAGGAAAGGAGAAGGAUCGUCCUGGAGAACUGGACCCUGCAGGAAGCCAUAGUCCUCGGCAACCUCUUCAUCUCCAUGGUCCAGGCAGAGCUGGACCGCCACGUGGACACCAUGCAACUGGUGCAGGACUACUACUCUUCAUCAAUGGAUCGUCCUCUCUCCCAGAACCGAUUCAAGAAGAUCCUUCUGCCCAGGAUCGACCUGCAAGAAAAGGACCCUGAAGAGAGGUCCUUGCCAGCGAGUCCUGCUAAGUCUGGGAAGGGGAAGGAAUCUCGAGGUACCAAAAAGGGCUCUUCAGGGAAGAAGGACAAGAAGAGUUCCGCUCCUGCGGGUCUGGAGAACGUCAAGGACGAGGUCCUGGAUUUGCUGAUGAGCACGGACAGGGAAGAGGAAGGACACGACCAGAAUGGAUUAUACAGGGCGGUUCAUUCCUGCGUCCAGAAGGCGAGACAUCUUGUCGAUUCCAUCGCCGAGACCCUGAAGAGCCAGCUGAAGAAGGAAGAAGCCGCUGCUGGGCAGGACUCUGCGUUUAAAGGAAAAGUUGCUUCGAAGGGGUCAGGGCGAGACCCGAAUCCUGGUCGCGAGGACGAUCUUCGGACCCUGAAGAGAAACGUGAUCCUGGAAUGGAGAACCGCAGCUAAUUUUGAGACCAAUCGGGUCCGGCUUAGACUGAAAAUUCUGGACCUGGCUUCAAGGUCGGAUUUGAACCUCCUGCUGAACACGAUGCGAGAAAUGUUCAGGGAGAUACACGAAGAGAUCACUUCGAGGUACCACAGGGAGAUGAAGAACGUCAACGAGCUGACCUCGGUCUUCUGCUUCGCCAUAGAAGAGGCCAGACCUAUCCAAGAAGAGAUGCUCCUGGACGGAGACAGGUUCAUAGUGCGAUCCAACGUCCUCAUGUUCCCAGACAAGCCCCGACCCCCAGCAGAGCCGGUCCUGGAAGAGAACCACGUCUUCAGGUUCCGCAUGGCCCAGCUGGGACGAUUGAUGGACGUCUUCAAGAACGUCGCCCCAGGUGGGAAGAUGUCCGAAAGAGCUUUCAGCUACAUCUUAAUGGACCUGGUAGCCCGAGGCCUCGAAGAGGGAGAAGUGGUCCCCCUUCCAGGAUCCUGGUACCAGCUGGACCCUGAAGACGUGGAGGUCCUGGUCCUGCGACUCUUCGGGGACGAGACUCGCCUAGACUGGAGAGACUUCGUCAUCUACGCCAUGGAACUUCCCAUGCCUUCUGCCAAUCAGAUCCUGGACGCCAGGGACGCCUUCAGGGUUGCAGACCCUGAAGAGAAGGAGCUCGUCAGCAGGGAGCAGUUCCUCUCGACUCCUCUGUGGUUCUACACCUGCUCGGAUGCUGCGGAGGUGUCCAGGUGCAUUUUGCACGGGGAGUUUCAGAGGGACUCGCAGGAUUUAUACCCUGAAGAGGUGGGACCCGAAGAGGGCGAAGGACUCUCCCGGGUUGUCGGCUUGGACUCGGAGGUCCUGCAAAGGCUGGCAAGACGAUUGAGAUGCGACGAAGACGCGGCUCUUCGGGAAGUCCUGAGACUCCUGCUCGCCAAGGAGGUCCUCUGCGACAUGUACUCCGUAGAUGGGAACUUCGUCAACUAUACCGAGGUCCUGCUCGCCUUCUGCAAGGACGACGACCCGAAGAGAGGCCUCGGGAAGGCCUUCUCCUUGGCCCUGGGGAAUCCUCUCUGCACGGAUGACGAAGAGGGUGAGAGGUACGUCGAGAGGCUCCUCCUGGAGAAGCGACUCCUCGCCGAAGUCGAGGCCUGCAGGAAUCGCCUACACGAAGAGGCGCUUGAGGUAUCCCUGAAGAGUGUCGGCGGAGCCAUCGUCGAGCAGAUCGUCGAAGCCGUUGUCCAGGAAGUCGAGGGCCUUCUGCUGAAGGAGCUGGAUAAGUUGAGGUUGGAGCCGGACUUCGGGUACAAGAGACCGAUUUUAAUCCAGAGCCUUGACGAGCCCAGGGUGGUGGAUCCUGCGGAAUUACUUGCGGACCAGGAUGUAGGUAUUCCCGAAGAAGUCUCCGGUGGAGACCUCGAAGAGUCGUCGCUUUCGGUCGAGCCAGAGUCUACUUCGUCGAUGUCUUCGACAGAAAUUGAAGCCAGCAGGUCUCUUCAGCAUGUGGAGACGCAACGAGACUCGGUCUUCUGGAUCCAUCGAAAGAUCUGCAUAGCCGUCUUGGCGACCUUGUUGCCUCACCUCGCCGUGCAGGACUACUUCCAGUCAUCGAGGACUCUCCGAGGACAAAUCGACCUGGUGUACCAAGACCUCAAGGACGAAGAGCUGAACGAUGACGAAGACCUCGUCUUGUCUCAUCGCCUGGUUAACCACAGUUUUAUUAAACAAUUACUCGCAAACACUGGGAAGUUCGGCAACAAGAACAUCGGCGGUAUCCUUCGAGAAGUCCUGCAACAGAAGGAGAGGACGAAGAGGACGCUUGAGACCUGAAGAGCGAAGAGCACAUAAAUUGCGUACCUGAAGUACACACAUACACUUCGAGUAUCGCGAGGGAAUAAACCCGAGACUCGUGUAACUUCCUUCUCGAGUAGUAUAAUUUAUUGUUCCAUUACAUCGUAAAUGUAAGUUUACGAAGACUCGUCCCGGAGGACAUUGCGCGUCUUUUUCGUGGUUUCUCAGAAAUCCCGGAAAUCCCCAAUCACGUACAAUGGCGGACAUAAACGCCACAAUUAAAUGGAAAGAAACACCAUGAAGUAGUUAAACUCCCAUUCCAUAGGUUGUUUAAACAUCUAAUAAACGCUGGUGGUCAUCAUGUAUCUUCUAAAUGACGCGACGGUUGUAAUUUUUUAAUAGCGUUGGAUUUAACCGCAAAAGUCGCUUACAUGGAGACAAAGUACAAAGUGGUUUUCAUUUAUUAAUCCAAAAUGUUAAGUUUUCCGUGAUUAUCACGUAUCCUUUAAGUUUAACUCCCCUUGUGGAAGCCUAAUAGUGUCGAACUCUUCCGCGAGAGUCGCUAGUGUUAUUGUCGCUCGCAGGUAACCAAAGUGUAGGGUAACUUUAAUAUGGAUUUAGGAGGAAAAGCGUUCAUAUCCGCCAUUGUACGUGGUAAUACUCUCGUAGGAAUACGUGUAUACGUCGAAUUAUCGAUUAGCAUGCACGUGCCUGAAGGGUUAUCCGUAAUCUCGCAAUAAACUCCGCAGUAAACCGCAAUAUCGGUGUCUCUACCGAUUGGUUUGUAAUGGCCGCUCGAAAGCCGAAGGUCUGCCACCGAGAGGGACGUUUUUCCCGCGGAAAGUAAUAAAUAAUAAACCCCGAUCAGUGCCGAUAAGUCGAACGAAAUCCCGACCGAGGGUCACGCGUGUCACGAGGUGCAUCGCGAGAGCAUUUAGCGACACUUGCGUGUCAUUUAAUCAGUGAUAACAGGACCUCUCGGCAGAUACCUCCCCAAGAUACCGCCGUGCAUGUCUUUAGCAUCGUUGCACUCAUUACUGCACUUGUUCAACAUGCACGAUGUCAUUUUCAAGGGUGCACCGUCGAGUACUCUGGGUUUCAUUUCCUCGUGUAAUGGACCUUAAGGUGAAGUGAAACACGUCGAGGAACUUGAUCAACGUCGAUAAAGGAGAUUUUUCUAAAUGCCUACGUUGCCGACAUUGGUUUUUAUAUUUACAGCUGUGUCGAAUUACAUUGAAU
Orussus abietinus is the source of this 10868-nucleotide messenger RNA. RefSeq names its product sperm flagellar protein 2. Bases 4194 to 9668 code for a protein of 1824 amino acids. The transcript is spliced from 4 exons. NCBI's taxonomy places the organism in Eukaryota, Metazoa, Arthropoda, Insecta, Hymenoptera, Orussidae. The record is from RefSeq and is a predicted model, not a curated record.